Molecule: messenger RNA, 843 nt
Organism: Pieris macdunnoughi
Lineage: Eukaryota; Metazoa; Arthropoda; Insecta; Lepidoptera; Pieridae
Source: the annotation of a GenBank genome assembly
AUGUCGCAAGGAAAAAGAAAACAAAUUACUAUAGAAGAAAAAUCGCGUAUUAUUUCAAAGCUCGAGAGUGGAAUUCCAAACAAAAACUUAGCCGUGGAAUAUGGUGUAUCACACUCAACAAUUUCAACCAUUUGGAAAGAGAGAGAAAAAAUUCAAACACUUUUUGAGAACAAUUUAUUAAAAAUGAAAAGAGCAAGAACAACGAAGCAUACGAAAAUUGACGAAGCUUUGCUAAAGUGGUUUAAAUAUCAAAGUACAAAUAAUUUGCCAAUAAAUGGACCAAUUCUUCAACAAAAAGCAAACGAUUUUGCUCAGCGUUUUGGUGAAGAUUUCGUUUGCUCGUCCAGUUGGAUUCAACGUUUCCGGGCUAGGCACGGUAUUGUCGGCGGGAAAAUAAGUGGUGAGACUGCCAGUGCCAGACCUGCUUUAUCUACUACUGAAACAGAGGAGCUUAUUGAUGUGGAUAACUCUAUUGCAAUUUUUGCACCAGCUACGGAAGAAGAUAUUGUACAAGAAGUUCAAGAGGAUAGUGACGAACAGGCAGAGACUGAAGAACAAUUUACAGUGCCAACUUUGUAUGAUGGUCUCAAUGCCGUCAAUGUAUUACGAAAAAUUUUUCUUUUUAAAAAACACUUUCACAUGCAGGGAAAUUAUGACAAUACUUUAAUUAAAAUUCAGCGUGAACUACAAACUGCGUUUUAUGAAUUGAAUAUUUUUUGUAUAGAACAGCAUGCUAGGCAGGCAGAGGCAUUAGCUAGUCACUUUAAGUCAAUGUUUCUGGCAGAUCACCCACAACUAAAUCCAGCAAUUGCCACUCGUAACCCAAAAGCAUACCUACUCUAA